UCCGACAUCAUGGCAGCAAGCGCCAUCCUUCUGCUGCUGUUUGCGUUACUGGGGUUUGGCUCAGCUGAGGACUUUUAUGGAGAUAGUGUUAGUUUUGUUCAUCCGCACAAGGACCCUGAUGGAUAUUUUAAGGUAGCCUUUCAUCACAGACAGAAUGGCAGGAAUCAUUGUGAUUAUCCGUCAUCCUAUACAUGCAUGGAGUGUACGAGUUUCGACAACAACAGCGUCAUGCAAACAGACCAGGACAACUCAGGCCAGGACAGGUGGUGUCAGUCUGAAGGACAUACGAUGGCCAAAGUCUCCAUGGACGCUUCAUACAUUUCCCUAAGUAAUGCAGGUUGCUGCUGGGCAACUAACAACGAUGCAAAAACAAAUUGGACAGGCCAUGCCCAUUUGGACCUCAGUAUUCGAUCUGACACCAAAGAUUUUAACAAUUGUCCUGUAACUACGACGGUUUCCUCACUAAGGGUGCCCCAGAACUGUUUUUCAGAGAUUCAUCUUUUGGCUUAUGAUCCAGAUGGAGAUAAUGUGAAGUGUCGUUUGGUUGCAGAUGUUGCAGUUCAUGCUAACAUUACUCUGAAUACGUCUACCUGCACACUAGACAAAACAGGGGAGGUCAGUGAUGGUGUCUAUGUGUUUGAGUUGAUGCUUGAGGACUUCCCCACAAAUAACCUUAAUUUAUCCUACGCAAAUGGAACUUCUACAUAUUGGGAGAGCUCUAAUGACAACUCACCACCACUCUGCAGCCUAAAACUGCAGUUUCUAUUAGAAAUCCUCUCACCAUUGCCAGUCUGCGAACAUGGUCAUGUGCUGCCCAAAUACUUGUACCCAACACCCAAACAUGGCGAUGUGCUUCAUGCCACAGUGGGACACAAAUUCAUGCUUCAUGCAGAAGCACAGGCUCACCAUGCCACCAUUACUGACUUCCAGGUCAGUGGCCCUUAUAACAUGACUAAAGAGUUCAGUGAUGAUCAACAUGGAAAAGCUGGGCUUAAGCUGACCUGGACACCACAACACAGUGAUGUGGACCGAGUUGCUCCAGUCUGCUUUACUGCCGAGACAAAUGAAUCUCAAUCAGAGAUGAGGUGUGUUGCAGUUGUGGUGAGCGAACCGACGCCCUUCCAUGGUAAAACAGAUGUGACGUGCAUGGCAGACAAGAUGAUGGUUGCCAUUGAGAGAUCUACAUUGCCUGAUGUGGAUGUGAACUAUAUCUCGCUUAUGGAUCCGUCAUGCUUGGUCACUCAUAAUGAUACUCACAUCAUGGGAUCAAUGAUGUUCGGCAACUGUGGCACUACAUUUGAGGAAUCAGACAACUACAUAUUCUUCAAGAAUCAGAUCCAAACAUUACGCAAGCCAGAUCAAGUUGUAAUCCGAAGAAAGUCAGUGAAGAUCAGCUUUUCUUGCCAGUUCCCCAAAACCGCCAGCAUCUCGUCCAGUUACAAUGUCCAGAAGUCCAACUACGUUUUCAGCGACUCUGAACUGGACAGCUUCAGUUAUUCUUUCGACGUGUAUACUGAUGGCAACUUCACAGCUAAAGUGCAGCCCAAUGCCUAUCCAGUGGAAGUUGAGUUUCUACAAAAGAUCUUUUUAGGCAUCAAGGCUGACUCAGAACUAGCCAAUGUGAGUUUCUUUGUGGAGUCAUGCAAAGCCACCCCGGAUGACAACCCUGACAACGCCAUCUUCUAUGACCUUAUCAAGGAAGGAUGUCUGAAAGAUGAGUCUCUAAAAGUCCAAGCAGUUGAUUCAAUGACAUUCCACAUGGAGGUUGAAGCCUUCAGAUUUGAUGGAAGCAAUAAUCAGGUGUACAUUACCUGCACUGUCCUCAUCUGCGACACCAACAAUCCGUUCUCCAGAUGUGCCAUGGGAUGUCACAACGAGGCGUUCCGCAGACGCAGGAGAUCAGUGGGUGUGCAGUCCUCUAUCCAGUCCCUCAUGCAGGGUCCAUUUCAGUUUGUCUACGAGGCUCUUCCGAUUGCUACUGUAAACCACGAGGAUGUCAUGAUGAAGGUAGCUGAUGCUGAGGAGAUGAAGGCCGCCGAACGGGUGAAGAUUGCUGAGAUAGAGAACAAUGCUCUGAUGAAAAAGAGUGACAUGCUUGUGCCAGUUUCUUCAGAAACCCAAGGACACAUGGCAAUCAAGGAGAUGCUCAGCAGCAACAUCAGCACUGGGCUCUUUGCUGCGGCGUGCUCAUUGUCCGUAGUAGUGUUGGCAGUGGUUGUCGCCUAUUACAAUCGAAAGCGCAAAGAAGACGAACAGAAGCCUCUUCUGCGUGGUUACUGAAUGGGAUAACUGAAUCCUGCUAUUGAUAAUUGAUGUCCUUUAGUCUAACUUUCCUUUUUGCAAACUGAUUCAAAUCCUGAUGAUGGAGAAAAUGGAUGGAUGGAUGGAAACACAUUAUUGCCUUUUUCAAAUAUUUUGCAUGCCAUUAUCUUUGAUGGUGGAUGAUUUGACACGGGCCUGGAUUUUUUGGAAGCUGGACAUUAACUAACAAAAGUUAUUCACAGUAAAGUCAAGUAUUUUAGGGCGAACUUUCCCAUGAAUAUAAAUUCAGAAAGUUGAUAAAUGACGAUAAAAUAAAUUGUUACAUCAUGCAGUACUUAGAAUUGACUGACAUAGUUUCUGCCGUGUGACAAUCACAUCUCCAAAUUGGUUGAGAUUGGCCUAUUUAUUAAAAUGGGCAUACAGUACAGUGUUCGGUAUAUUUUUAGUACAUUGUAGUACGAUUUUAUACCAAACUACAUAGGGUUUAGAGUGUAUAAGGUGUUUUAAAAGCAUUGGAAGUGUUUAUAAGUGUGUGUAAAAGCUUUGUGGAGUGUGUGGAUGCAUUAUAAAGUUAAUAAAUGCAUAUAAUAUUAAUAAAAAUUACAAAUUGAAAAGCAUGUCUACUUGGCAGAACUUCGAGGGAACACUGUAUAAUUAAAGAAACAACAGUAUUAUCUGAAAAUCAACUGACAAUGCCAUUUGAAAAAUAUAAUAUGAAAGGACAAAGUUUUAUGCUCAAAAAUAUAAAAUUACACUUUUUUGUAUGAAUAGAAGAUUAAAACCUAAGACACCACGGAUCACCUUUCAAGCUAUUUUUAUAAAAAAUACCUAUUUUACCUCUUUUUAGUCUGACUGACUCGACUGACUGUUUUUGUUUUGUUUUUCAUCAGCAUACAAACAUCAUCUUACUCCUUACUCACCUUGCAGGUCAAUGUCAUCAUUCUAAGUCUUUAUUUCCUGUGUCUCUACACUGUUUACAAACAUAUAUAUGCAGAAAUCAUAAAAAUAAAGUGCUUAAAAAAAUCUUACUCCUUACUCACCUUGCAGGUCAACGUCAUUAUUCUAAGUCUUUAUUUCCUAUGUCUUUACACUGUUUACUAACAUAUACUGUAUAUGCAAAAAUCAUACAAAUAAAGUGCUUAAAAAUAUAUAAAGAUUUAGCUUGUUGUUGACAGCAGGGAAUAAGUUAAAAAGAAAUGGAAUGCAGCUGUAAAUGUUAACAUUGUGAAUGCUUCUGAAUGUUUGUUUAAAUAACACGGGCCGAUUCAGGCCACAGCUGAACACAAACUGGACCAGUUUGGCUGCAUGUGCAGUAGUUUAAAGCUGUCAAUCAAAUCUCCUUACGUAAAACUAAAUUCCAUUCAAUCUUGUUUACCCGUUUUUGAAUAGCACAAUAUCACAUGUCAAUAUUGUGAGGGGUCUCAGCAAUUAACAUCAGACACUGACAAUAAAAACAUCACAUACUACAUAACACAUGUAGCCAUUCUAAAUAUAGGUGAAAUAGUUGCACUUGUAUUAUUCAACCCUCAUUGCUUACUAACUAAUGAAAAUUCAAGACGUUUCAAUUAUCCUAAACAACAACGUGUGUAAGGUCAAGUGUUGGCAUCAUGAUUGUGGUUACUUGAAACGAUCUCAGAAUAGUAUGAGGUACAAAAUGUUGCUAUAAUAGUAGACUUAGACUUAGACUUAGACUUCCUUUUUAUUGUCAUUCAAAUUUGAACUUUACAGCACAGAUAAAAACGUAAUUUCGUUACAUAAGCUCAUGGUAGUGCAGGAUAAAAAAG
Molecule: messenger RNA, 4046 nt
Organism: Nerophis lumbriciformis (worm pipefish)
Lineage: Eukaryota; Metazoa; Chordata; Actinopteri; Syngnathiformes; Syngnathidae
Source: RefSeq, a predicted model, not a curated record